GAGAGCAAGCAAAACCGUUCUACAAUGAACAGGUUGAGCGGAUGCUUGCAUGGCUAGCGAUCAACGUCCCCAAACAUAUCCCUGGCAAUGCACACAGCAGCAGGACUGCUUGGACAGUGUUCAAGCGGAUGUGUGAGGAUAACCAUUUCAAGAAGCGCUUCGACAAGUUCAACCCUAGAGUUGAUAGGCUGGCGAAUCUGGAUAGAAACGGAAAGGGGAAGGCUCCUGAGAUUACCGCUGAGGCAAUAAUCCUGAACAGGAAGCGUGCCAAUUCGGUUCAACCCAACUCUCUGCCACAUCCCCAAUCUCUCAAGCGGAGGAAGCCAAAUGGGAACGGUGCUGGUUCAUCGCCCAAGGGAAAUGCCCCUUUGUCACUGUAUGGGAGAGAGGUUAGCGAUGAGGGUGGGGGUGGGGGUGGAGAUGAUAGUGAUUACAGGUCACCUAGCCCUGAAGAGGAAGAGGAAGAGCCGAGAAAGAGAGCUCCAUCGGUGAUAUGCCUUGAUUCUGAUUCUGAAAUGUUGAACAUCACAUUUGAGCUGCAAGAUGAAGAUGAUUGGACAGCUGCCAGGAGGAGUCACCCACAACUCCGCCCUUUGGUGAUGCUUGAUUCCGAUUCUGCAGAUGAAGAGGGGGACGUUGAUGAUGCACUGGGGCAUGGAAAUGAAUUGAGUGAAGAUGGGUUUUAA
Molecule: messenger RNA, 686 nt
Organism: Cantharellus anzutake
Lineage: Eukaryota; Fungi; Basidiomycota; Agaricomycetes; Cantharellales; Hydnaceae
Exons: 7
Coding region: 42-686 (214 amino acids)
Source: RefSeq, a predicted model, not a curated record